UCACACUUCCCCGGCUCCUGGCCGGUCGCCGCCGCUUGUUGGUGCGCAAAAGAGGUCAUGCUGAUCAGGAUGCGCGCUGGACUGACCUGUAAAGAAAAUUUAGAUCCACUUCAUGGAAGGUGAAAUCUUUGUCAGGGCAAGGUGCUAACCAAUGCUGGCAAGUACUUGUUAGGCGGUGAAAGAAUUUCGCUUCCUGCCGUGCAGUGGCAACGAUUCUCAACUGAAACCAUUUGCUCUGUCGCUAGACGACGGUUUGUGUGCGCGCGUGUCGUGAUUUAGUGACGGAAUCCCGGGAAGUUCUAUGAUGCAGAUAGCGAUAGGAUAUCUUCUGUGUUUGGCCAUAGUUCCACCCGGUAUGGCCGACUUCAUACCCUGGCUGAUUGUGCCAGAAACGGCACCGACGCGUCAUCAACUCAUCAGUGGCAUCGGUAUACCCGUGGGCACACCGGAAUCCAUCACUAGCGGAUGGGUCAUGAAGGCGCAAUACUUCCUACCCACCAAGGUGGACGAUCUGAAGCCACAGCUGUGGGAAAACUGGAACGAUAGUCGGCGGGCACUGUCCCGGCGUGAUGUUUCCGGAAUGGGUGCGCCAGUGCCGAUCACACAGCUUCCCGCGUCAGGUGGACACGAACGGUACGUGGUAGAUAGCGUGUCGAUGCGCGAGGAAUCGCUUGAUGGUUCGGCUGAGCAGCUCUCCGAGGAGAUGUUUGACGAUGGAGACGAUAGCUACUGGAAGGAUGCGGAGGACGAUCGGGUGUUACAGCAGCAGGCGGACGAUACGUUGUGGCCGGCGGCGAAGGAAAUCGAUCCGAGCCAGCUCGAAGGGUACAGUGCCGAACAGUCCCGGUGGACGACGUACAAGGCGAUGGAAAAGUUGAGCGAAAGCUAUGGACUACCGGGACGCCCGUGCGUGUUGCGUAGUGUGUGUGAGUCAGCGGCCGCACCGUUCACCCACACCGGUGGCAUCUUUGCCGAGCUGCUGCACAUCGUUUUUACUCCCUCGAGCACGGAAGAACCAUUGUCGGCACAUCGGGAUAAUGAGUACUUCCGGGCGGAACAGCUCGGACGCAGUGGAGCACCCUGCGAGCGUAUCUUUCCCGAGUGUGUUCACUCGCUGCUGGACAUCUUUACCGGGGUGCAUGAUCCGGAAUCGAACACGAUGCGGCUGCUGCACGACGAGGUACGGGCCUUUCUAAUGCGGAAGUGAGUUAUUAAGGUGCCGUUUGGCGCUGUAACGUUUACUAGUCAUGUUUCGGGUAUCCGUCCGCGUGCGCCGCGAUUGUGCCGGACAGAAGGAAAAAUCGUUUU
Molecule: messenger RNA, 1308 nt
Organism: Anopheles stephensi (Asian malaria mosquito)
Lineage: Eukaryota; Metazoa; Arthropoda; Insecta; Diptera; Culicidae
Exons: 2
Coding region: 302-1207 (301 amino acids)
Source: RefSeq, a predicted model, not a curated record